CAAACGCCGCGAGCGGGCCGCCAUGUUGGAUUUAAAGGGGCCGCCGUGUGGUCGCCCUCCUUCUCCCUUUCGGUUGCCCCGACGCCCGAGCGGGUUGCCAGUGCGGGGUGGAGGACAGAGGGGCGGCCUUGCCCCUGCUGCCCACCCACUGCGGGGGCAUUGGUGCCCCCUGCUCCUCCCCUUUCUCUUCCUCGCCCUCCUCCCGCAUCCCAGCCCGGGGACUUUCCAUCCAGGUCCCCCCGUUAAAGGCCCGGGACCGAGUGGGCCCUGCCCCCGGGGGCAGCCGGGUUGCCACGUGUGGGGGCAGGGCAGGGCCGGCUCCUUCCCCCUCCGUGCCCCCGGACGCAGGGCGGGGCCCCGCAGCAGGGGCCGUGGACUCCUGGACCGUGGGCAGGGCGGUGCCCUCCCUGCCCAUCGCCUCGCUUCCGGGCUCUCGCUCCUCUGGCUGCACUCCCCGGCUUGGGCCUCGGGGCGGGUUGCCUGCCUCUUGCAAUGGCCAGCCUGGUGUUGGGAGGGCCGAAGGAGACGGGAGUGGAGCGACUGAGCCAAGAGGAGAUCCUAGGGAGCACCCGGCAAGUGAGCCAGGGUCUGGAGGCCCUGCGCAAUGAGCACCACACGGUGCUGCAGAGCCUGGCCCACGCCCUGCGGAGCCUGCAGCAGGACGGCCAAGACGCGGGCCUGAUGCACGAGAAGACCGGCCGCCUGCGGCGCUCCGUGGAGGACAUCGAACUUGGACUGGGCGAGGCGCAGGUGAUGCUGGCACUGGCGAGCCACCUGGGCACGGUGGAGUCGGAGAAACAAAAGCUGCGGGCGCAAGUGCGGCGCCUGAUGCAGGAGAACGCGUGGCUGCGGGAAGAGCUGGCCAACACCCAGCAGAGGCUGCAGCUCAGCGAGCAGGCCGUGGCCCAGCUGGAGGAGGAGAAGAAGCACCUGGAGUUCAUGGGGCAGCUGCGGCAGUAUGAUGAGGAUGGGCCCGCCGAGGAAGAGAAGGAGGGAGACUCUACCCGCGACAGCCUCGACGAUUUGUUCCCGGAGGAGGAGGAGGAGGAGAAGUCGGGGCCCAACUCGUCCUAUGACAAGGGUGCGGCGGCUGCCCAGCAGGGAGGCUACGAGAUCCCAACUCGCCUGCGAACGCUGCAUAACCUAGUGAUCCAGUACGCGGCCCAGGGCCGCUACGAGGUGGCCGUGCCGCUCUGCAAACAGGCGCUGGAGGAUCUGGAGCGCACUUCGGGCCACAGGCAUCCGGACGUAGCCACCAUGCUCAAUAUCCUGGCCCUUGUCUACCGGGACCAAAACAAGUACAAGGAAGCAGCUCACCUGCUCAACGACGCCCUGAGCAUCCGGGAGAGCACGCUGGGCCGGGAUCAUCCCGCGGUGGCCGCCACCCUGAACAACUUGGCGGUGCUGUACGGCAAGAGAGGCAAAUACAAGGAGGCAGAGCCUCUAUGCCAGCGGGCCCUGGAGAUCCGUGAGAAGGUCCUGGGCGCUCGCCACCCGGACGUGGCCAAGCAGCUCAACAACCUGGCGCUGCUGUGUCAGAACCAGGGCAACUACGACGCCGUGGAGCGCUACUAUAGGCGAGCGCUGGCCAUCUACGAAGAGCAGCUGGGGCCCGAUGACGUCAACGUGGCCCGCACGAAGAACAACCUGGCAUCCUGCUACCUGAAACAGGGCAAGUUCACGGAGGCCGAGGUCCUCUACAAGGAGAUCCUGACCCGGGCCCACGUCCAGGAGUUUGGACCCGUGAAUGGUGACCACAAACCCAUCUGGGUGCAUGCGGAGGAGCGGGAGGAGAGGAGCAGGAGCCGACUCGGGGACAGCAUGCCUUAUGUGGAGUAUGGAGGCUGGUAUAGGGCCUGCAGGGGCAGCAGUCCCACGGUGACCACCACCUUGCGGAACCUGGGAGCGCUGUAUCGGCGCCAGGGAAAGAUGGAGGCCGCAGAUACCCUGGAGGAAUGUGUCUUGCGCUCCUGGAAGCAGGGCACGGACCCCAUCAGCCAAACCAAAGUGGUAGAGCUGCUUGGGGAGUCGGAGGGCCAGCGGCCUCCCGGAGACAGUACCACGGGGGGCAACGUGAAGUAUGCAGGCGGCGAGGACGGCAGUGUGGCUGUGGACUGGCCAGGGGACAGCAGCGGGUCCCUUCAGCGGGGCGUCACGCUGGGGAAGAUCCGGGAGGUGCUGCGUCGGAGCAGCGAACUGCUGGUGAAGAGGCUGCAGGGGACGGAACCCCAACCCUCCAGCAACAUGAAAAGGGCGGCAUCCUUAAACUACCUGAACCAUCCCAGUGGAAAGGUUUUCCAGGGCUCCCGGGGCCUCAGUGCCAGCACUACAAAUCUCUCAUCGAGCAGCUGAUACUCAACCCUUCUGGCUCUUCAGGUUUCAGACCACCAGGUCCCCACCAGAAUCCCCUACUGAGCUGGGCACUAGGCCUGAGGUCACUGCUGGGAGGGGAGAUGGGAGGAUGCGAACCGUUGGAUGAGGACUUUGCUUCCCCCUCAGGAAGACCCCCGUUCUUCCCCAAUCUGCCCUCCUCCCCCCCACUGCUCUUCUGUACAUCAGAUUCCCCUCUCCGUGGCAGGAAGGGGCUGCCUGCCCUGGAGAAUGCUUCCAGCUGCGAAUGCCAGCCGAGUUGAUUGAGAAGCCCUCAGCCUCCAGCCCCCGAGCUCCGUUCUGCCCAACUGCUCCUAAAGGUCUGGGCUUCCUCUGUGCAGGUCCUUCCAUUUCAGUUUUCUUUCAUUAAUUAAUUAAUUAAUAAAUAUAAAAUCCGACAGACCGUCUUGGGGUAAAAGCAGAUGGUGGUGGGGCCUACCGGAGAAGGGAACGCGUGGGGAGAGGGAAUCCCGUUCCUUUUUUGUCUGCCUUGUCCUAAGCAAAGUAGACGGGGCUAGAGAGAGGGGGUGGUGAGGAAUGGAUGAGGCGACCCUUACCCUAAAGUCAAAGGAGAGUCAGGAGAGGCAUUUGAUCUUGGGUGCCCCGGGGGGCAAGGUGGAAAGGAGAAAUCCGGAUGACGAGGGCCACGGAAACCACUCUGUGUCGGCUCCCCCAACUUCCUGCUCCCCCAUAUUUACCCGGUUCUGCAGGACACAUCUCUGCCCCGGCUUAAAGGAGAGUAACCGAACUUGCUGCUCCCUUCCUUUUUCUUGGGCCUUCACCCACUUGGCUUUUCCCUGCUUUUGACCCAAGUGACUUCAGGCCCUUUCCUCACGCCCCUCCCUCCAUUCCAGAAAUAAAGUUGUUCCCGGGAA
Messenger RNA from Tachyglossus aculeatus (Australian echidna), 3245 nucleotides. RefSeq names its product kinesin light chain 4 (gene KLC4). The transcript has 16 exons. NCBI's taxonomy places the organism in Eukaryota, Metazoa, Chordata, Mammalia, Monotremata, Tachyglossidae. Gene Ontology annotation, biological process: axo-dendritic transport. Gene Ontology annotation, molecular function: kinesin binding. The coding region runs from base 493 to 2352 and encodes 619 amino acids. Gene Ontology annotation, cellular component: cytoplasm; membrane-bounded organelle; kinesin complex. The record is from RefSeq and is a predicted model, not a curated record.